AUGUCUGAUAUCGACAAUGAAUCUUCCGCUGCUUUUUUCUCUGAUGUUAUUCAAUCAACUGGAUCUCGUCGCUCAUUAGAUUCGAACUUGGAAACGUUGUUAAUUAACAUGGCAAAAUUAUUUUCUCAACAAUUAGUCCAAAAGUCGGCUGAUGCAGCUCGAUUGCGUGCAUCUAAUGAUGCAAAUUCUAAUGCUACAAACACAUCCUCAAUAUCAACAAAAAAUUCUAUUAUGGUUGAAGAUAUUCGUUUUGUAUUAAGACACAAAUGGCGCAUGUCUGAAUACGGUCAACCUCAAGUUCAUUCUCGUAUCAACGGUUCAAUGCUUUCACAAUUUGUGAAUAAACCAGUUUGUGUUAUUGGUGAAGUUAAAAAUAUUGAUCCAUCUGGUGAGCAUAUCGAAAUCGAAGCGAGUGAUAAAAAGAAUAUUACUGUUAUUCAUCUAAAGACACCGUUAGAUUCCGAUGCAAAAAUCGUUGAAAUUACUGGUAUGGUCGAUGGUCGUAAUCAACUCGUCUGUGAUACGUGUAUAACGUUUACAGAUGAACAAUGUCAAAAUUUUGGUCUAUUAGCAGUAGCUCGAACUAAACCUAUUACUUCAAUCAUUCGUCGUGCGCAAUCAACAACAGCAGCAUCGUCGACAAAUACAAAUCUUCCUGCACCAAAUGUAAUGAAAAUCAAUGUUGGACAACGUCAACAAUUAACAGAUUUUGGCCAAUAUGUUGCCGAAUGUUUACCAAAAUUUGUUCAACAUGCGCAAAUGACAUCAACAAAUGAGCUCGAAAUACUUAUUCAUCCAGAUGGUAUUACUCCAGUUAUCACAUUUCUCAAGGAUCAUACAAAUGGACAGUUUGUUUCACUAGCUGAUAUAACAGCGAUUGACGUUCCAACGCGUGUUUAUCGAUUUGAAAUUUGGGAUAUGUAUGGUAUCUAUUUUGUUAAUCAUCCAGACUUACGUCGUAUUCUGACAGAUUAUGGUUUUGAAGGGCAUCCAAUGAGAAAAGAUUUUCCAUUAUCGGGCUAUACCGAAGUUCGAUAUGAUGAAGAGGUAAAACGUGUUGUUAUUGAACCCCUCGAACUCACUCAAGAUUAUCGUAAAUUUGAUUUGUCAAGUCCUUGGGAAGCAUUCCCAAAAUUUCGUUCAACUCCACAUGAUACGAAGCAACAAGAUCAGCAGCAGAAACUACCUUCAUCCUCACAAGAUCAAAAGAAACCGGAAGAAAAGAAAUAG
Molecule: messenger RNA, 1230 nt
Organism: Didymodactylos carnosus
Lineage: Eukaryota; Metazoa; Rotifera; Eurotatoria; Philodinida; Philodinidae
Source: the annotation of a GenBank genome assembly